AAAGGUUUGUUAUGGAGAGAGGUGUGAAUUUGGGAUAAACUGAUAACUGGAUAUUUACCAUGGACAUGAUUGGAAUACUGAGUGGAGAUCAGAUUGACGUUCUCACCACUGUGUAUUUAGUGUUACUCACUCCCAGUGUGAUUGGGAGUUUUUCUGUCCUGGUAGUUUCCAUGGUGAGAAGGAGGCAUCUAAAACAACAGGUGCACCUCCUCGUGCAGCUCGCCCUGGCUGACCUCCUGGCUGCUCUGAUCCUGAUGUCCACCAGUGUCAUGAACAAAGUUGGAAGCCGCAGCAAUGUCACCAUGUGCCAGUACAGCCUGCCACUGUCGCUGACAUUUUACUUAAUUUCAUUUCUGCUGGUGGUGGUUUAUGCAUGGAAGUCGAAGAACGCCAUUCAAGGAUGGAGAACAAGACCAGCAGAGGAUGAGGGCGCACAGAGUCAGUGUAGAAGAAAAGUAGCUGUGCCUGUAUAUGUCAUAGUGUGGAUGGUUCCUAUAUUAAUGUACCUAGCAUAUGCACUCACUUCCUUCAUAACCACAGCUUUGCUGAUUCCAAACAACAACAAGUCACAGGUCGCCCGUAAUGAAAGCAAUUACUGCAGCAGUUGUAUUUUGUUCUUGCACGUCUGGGGAGAUUCCUGCUCAGAUCCCGAAGUAAUCCAUGAUAACUUCAUCAAAAUGUUUCUGUUCCUUGUGGUGAUACCAGUGAUGCUGUCUUGCUCUGUGAUUUAUUAUAAGGUUGGUAAAUGGUAUGAAAGACAUCAGCAUCAGGGUCUUUUUCCAGUGGAAGGAGACGGACGUUCAAGAAGGCGAUUUAAAACAGUGUUUUCCACAGCAAGAAAUAUGGUGAUGGUCAUCUUAUUUUGUUGGGCACCAGCUCUUGUCCUCAUUCUGUUUUCCACCUUGAUGAAAUGGACAAGUAUUGAACAGCGGAGUCUAUUUGGACUUUAUAUGAUACAGGCUGCUGGUGUGUCCCUGCAAGGUUUCCUGAACAGUAUGGUUUACGCCUGGAGACGACCAAACUUCACGGAGGCCGUUCUCGGGGAGAACACCCCCCUGGUGGCACACAGCCGCCUGGCUUUCUUUGAUGAAUCACUGAAUGGCUCAUCAAAUUGCUGGAACAACCAUCAGUCUGAGGACAACUGAUUGAACACUUCAAGACAACUAAAGACAUGAAACAAACAUGAAAUGGACUCAGGAGGAAAAGAAAAGAAAGAAGCAUAAAGACUGAAACACCUGAAUUCGUCAUGUAAUAAAGUCAUAGCAGCGCAAAUCGCACUUUUUUGUAUAAAUGGGAACAUGGGAGAUGUGUUGUAUUUAUAUGAACUGUUUUAUGUAAGAUUUUUAAAAGAUGCUCUGGAGAGUUGUGGGCUUAAUGUGAUGUGUGUUUAGUUUUAUUAAAUGUAUUUGUAUUGUGUCUUGACGUGUUUUUAACCAGUUGUUUAAUUGCUGACUUGUUAUU
Molecule: messenger RNA, 1461 nt
Organism: Paralichthys olivaceus (Japanese flounder)
Lineage: Eukaryota; Metazoa; Chordata; Actinopteri; Pleuronectiformes; Paralichthyidae
Product: transmembrane protein 116
Biological process (GO): adenylate cyclase-activating G protein-coupled receptor signaling pathway
Cellular component (GO): plasma membrane
Molecular function (GO): G protein-coupled receptor activity
Source: RefSeq, a predicted model, not a curated record